GUGAGUAGGCGCACGAUGGAUCCUCUGGUGCUCAUUGCGCUGGCGUGUCUACCCAUCGUCUCGGCUGUCUACAGCGGCCCCCUGCAAGCUGAGAUCUCCAACGGCACUUUCCAUCACUUCUAUGUCCCUGACGGUGACUACGAAGAUACGGAAGACCCGGAAAAGUGCCAGAUGGUCUUCCGAUUCUCCGAUGGUUCCCCUUGCUCACUGGCUGAGGAGGAGAGCGACGCGCUGGUGCGGGAGGAUCUGAUCCUCACGCGACUUCAGGCGGAGGACUCGGCACGUCUUCUGGAGAGUAUCGGGCGGGCCGUGGCCAAUGACCUGGACGGGGAGGACACGUACGGCCGCUUCCUCCUAAGGGAGAUAUCUCAGAUCGCUGAGGCUUUCUCCGGCGUGGACAAGUCACUGGAGGAGCUGGAGGUCAAGUUCAAACAGAGCCAGGAGAGUGAGCUGAGAGAGGAGCAACAGCUUAGCGGCUUCGUGCUCAAACAAGUUGGAGACGUCAGAGACAGCCUGAGGGCCACCAAGGACAUCUCUCUGGGGCUGAGGGACAAACAAGAGCUACUGUCUCUCAUCGUUCGCAGCCACGGGAGCAGACUAAGUCGCCUAAAAACGCAAUAUCUCAAUCCGGGAUUCUAG
Messenger RNA from Nerophis lumbriciformis (worm pipefish), 639 nucleotides. The record is from RefSeq and is a predicted model, not a curated record. Lineage: Eukaryota; Metazoa; Chordata; Actinopteri; Syngnathiformes; Syngnathidae.